UUCGAAGGGAAUGAUUGAAACCCGCUUUUUGACGCAUUCAAUAUUUAUUGAUGUGAUCAAAACCUCCAGAGGAGAAGGCAUUCAUAAUAUUACAUGGUGAUCCAUCUAAUACAUAAUUACUGAUACAUAAUUAGUUAGUGUCAAAAAUUUUUUUUAAUUACAAUUUAUUAAACAUAGUGACAUAACACAAAGUUCAUAACUCUAUUAAUCUUAGCUACACUUCAUUCCGCAUUGUCUUAUUACUCUAGAUAAGGCAGAAACGAGUAGGCAUAAUUAGUCAACAAUAUUUCAGUACUGGGGUAUGUCAUCACUAAUGCUGUUCUGAUAAGUGUGGGUCAAUCACGAACCAGUAUGGUGUUCUAAGGGACAAUAAUUACUGCAUAAAUUUUCCCAGCACAAAUUCUCGGACAGGACUGUGAGCCAGUGUUCACUAGUGCGAGCAGAGGGCUGGUCUUCAUAGCAUCACUAGAGAGGAUGAUCUCCCUCAUGGUGGGGAGGCCUGCCACCCACAGUAGACCAUCCACUCAGCAGAACCAGGAUUUGUCUGUAAACAUUUAUACAUCUGGCGAGGUCACAGGUCGAAAGACUUAAUGCAACACACGCCAGCACUGUAGUUGAAACCAGCGGCAAUAACAUCUACUGCUUCUUUAUAUACGACCUGACUGCUGGUAACCAGUGGUGGAAGUUGAGAAGCGGUGAAAGGGGUUCAUAACAAUAUAUUUUCAGUCUUUUUGCUGCCAUAAACUCACAUCUCCUAGGUUUGGUAUCUUGUUUUUCUUAGCAACUUCCUGUUUAUAGGUGCUUUAGUUGAGCUUGUAGGAUUACAUCUCCAUUUUUCUGGCUUUCUUGGAUUUCUGGAGGUUAGUACUGUACAGUAGUACGGGUAUAGCCUAUUCAUACAAGUUUAAAGUUAUUCGAUGGCCUUUGGGUCAACCCAAUAUAAUUGCAGAGCCAAUCCUUUAUUUAUUUUUUCUUAUAAGUCUUGGUGCUCCUUUUCAUUUACAGUAGUGUAUAUUACAGUAUGGAAUAUUAGUGAUAAAUAAGAUCAUAUAUAAAGACAUUUUGUACAAUGUAUCAUUUCUUUAUGCACACAGAUGUUCACUUGCUCCCUGGAGUUGAUCCAAAUGAUUUGGAAUGCCUACCCUCACAACCAAUAAGCAGUGGCAUCAAGCUUUUUCUGUACAAUGUAGAUGAUACAAAAGUAGAGUGGGCCAACAGAGUGGUGCGGGCACUGUAUCCUGUGCAAGGAAAAUACACUGGCUUGGUAUUUAAAAGGAAUCAGUUAAGUCCUAAGGGGUGCAAAGACCUGGUGGAUGCCUUAGCAAACAAUGAUACACUUAAGGGCAAAAUUGAGGUUGAACAUCUGGACAUCUCCUCCCAGAGCAUCACUAGUACUGACAACACUGAACUGCCAAGUUACACCAAGAGGAAACUGCCAAAGUGCAAUUUUAAUUAAGAAUGUAAGUUCAGUAGCAGUUUCCAGAAUCCUUGUUUUUACUUACCAUCAUCACCUUAUUUCUCUCCGUAUCAUUUCACAUUAUUUACCUAUUUUACCAUUCAUUUAACCCAGUAUAUAUCCAUAACUCUUACACUCCCCAAGUAACACUCAACAAUUGUCACACUCCCCCAGUAUAUCUCAACAUCUCUUACAUUCUCCCAUUAUAAUUUAACACUAUAACUUUUGUACCCUGGGGGAAAACUAAGUUGGGGCUACUCAUUAAUUUUUUAGCCGUACAAUUACAUUAGAGAUUCAAUAGAUCCUUGACGAUGCAAGAUUUGUUGUGAUGCAUUUUAAAUCAGAUUGGCAAACAAGCAGAACCCUUUCUUUAUUAUAUUUGUCUCUCCACAUCAACUUGUUCCCAUCUAAUAUUCAAGUUUAUGCCCUUCAGCCAAGCAUCCUGGCAUCACUGUAUGUCUACCUAUACAAUAUAUCAAAGUGUUGUACAAUCAUAAUAGAUACUAUAUUCUGUAAAGGAUCAUAAUACUGCUGGGUUAUGGUGUAAGUGCAAUUAACCAAAAUUAAUUAAUAUCUCAGAGGCUUAUCCUAAACUCACCUCGCACUAGAUCAAUGGUUCUUAACGCUUUUGGAGCUACACCUCCUGACCCCUCCCUAUGAUAAACCUUGAGUACAUAGCACCCACCUCCCUAUGAUAAACCUUGAAUACAUAGCACUCCCCUCCAUAUAAUAAACCUUGAAUACCGCACCCUCCUGUUCCUAUGAUAAACCUUGAAUACAUAGCACCCCCCUGUUCCUAUGAUAAACCUUGAAUACAUA
Molecule: messenger RNA, 2275 nt
Organism: Homarus americanus (American lobster)
Lineage: Eukaryota; Metazoa; Arthropoda; Malacostraca; Decapoda; Nephropidae
Exons: 2
Coding region: 1070-1456 (128 amino acids)
Source: RefSeq, a predicted model, not a curated record